UACGUGAUUUUUCGUCCGUAAUCAUCGGUAUUUUGCAAUUUGGAGGAGUAUAUAAUAAUUAUCGUUAAUUCAUUUUGGAUUUAAUUGUACUAUAAUCCAAGUAAUAUUCAUUUAAUACUCUUACAGUUGAAUCAUGCAGUCCAUCAAAUUGUAUUACAGUCAGUAGCAGCUCUAUCGUAUUUGUUAUCAUCAAAAUAUUAGUCGCAUCUAACUUUGAAGAUGGUUUUACUAUCUUCAUUUACUGUUAAAUCAUUUUAUAGAAAACUUGGUAGACAGUGUACUAAUUUUAAACAUGUACACACAUUCUGUGCUGGAUCUUUACGCUAUGAUGCAAGGACUUUGCCAGCUGAAACUAGGAGGUCGGCAAGAUAUUUCACUACUUCUUUUCGUUUCUACGAUAAAAGCGAACCGAAGAAAGAUGUAAUAAUCCAAGGUGGAAAUAAUCAAAAAUCACAAAAACUUAUAGUACAGAAACCUCAAGGAAAUAUAAGCGUGAAAGCUGAAAUAGGUGAAGAUAGUACUGUUACUAAAGUCACUAUACAGAAGGCCCAAGCUCAAGUAUCUAAGGAGACUGCUCCUCCACCUGUAAAAAAACGACUCCUGAUAGAUUUUUCUGCUUCAUAUACUGAACGUAACUUUAUAACACCCAUGAGAGCCAUGACGGAAUACUUGUUGAAGCAAUCAGACCUAGAGUCUCUCCCGAAGGUAUUGAGGAGAUCUCCAUAUGAGGCAGAACCACCCAUAACUGUGUAUUACAGAAAGGAUGUUGAAGCAAAGGCUAUUGAGGUUUGGGGUUCAAAGGAAGCACUGGAUAAAGAGUUACUAAGAAGAGAAUUAGAUAGGAGAAGAUACGAACAAGAUGUAUUUACUGUCAAAAGGCGAUUAAGGAAUUAUAGGAGGGAAAUGAGCCAUAAAAAAGAUGAUGAGGAAUCCGGAUUGAAGACUCGAUCCGGCCGUGUGGUGCUGACCGCAAUUGGAAUAAACGGUUGCAACUUUUUGUUCAAACUGUGUGCAUGGUGCUACACUGGAUCGCACAGCCUGUUCUCCGAGUGCAUCCACUCGCUAGCCGACACGGUCAACCAACUGAUCCUGGCCUAUGGAAUACAUAAAUCUGUCCAGAUGGCCGAUCCGGACCACCCGUACGGGUACACCAACAUGCGGUACGUGUCGUCGCUCAUAUCCGGAGUGGGUAUCUUCUGCGUGGGCAGCGGACUGUCCUUUUACCACGGCGUCACUGGAAUACUGGACCCCCAGCCGCUCCAUGACUUUUAUUGGGCUUACUUCGUGUUAGGCGGGGCAGUAGUUUCUGAAGGCGCGACAUUAAUGGUCGCUCUGAACUCCUUGCGGAAAGGAGCGAAGGAAGCUGACACCCCGCUAUAUGAAUACAUAAUGCGUAGUUCGGACCCGUCGGUGAACGUGGUGCUGCUCGAGGACACGGCGGCCGUGGCGGGCGUGGUGGUGGCCGCGUCGUGCAUGGCCAUCUCGCAGUACACGGGCAGCCCGCUGCCCGACGCCGUCGGCAGCAUCCUCGUCGGCACCAUCCUGGGCGGCGUGGCCUCCUUUAUUAUACUUAGCAACGUGGGCGCGCUGGUCGGCAGAUCUAUCCCGCAAGAACAGUUGGACGAAAUCAAUAGUGUCUUAGAAAGAGAUUUCAUGAUUCGCGCCAUCCAUGACGUCAAGGGCAUCGAUAUAGGAAGCAAUCUGAUUCGAUACAAGGCUGAAGUGGAUUUCGAUGGCAGAGCACUUACAAGAUCUUAUUUAGAGAAGCACGACUUAAAUGCGUUAUUAGAGGAUAUGAAGAAGAUACAGACAAUCGACGACGUGGAAGCAUUCUUGUUGAAGCACGGAGAGAAUAUAGUAGACAUGUUGGGCGGAGAAAUUGACCGAAUAGAGCUCAAGUUAAGGAAAAAGUUUCCACAAGUACGGCAUUGCGACUUAGAGAUACUUUAAUCUUGCGAAGAUACCUACGUCAGCAAAACUGAAGAUAUUGUAUGUAAUUAUAUAUUUUAGGGGAUUCGUAUUAGUUCGUAUAGUAUACAUAAAUUCUCAGUUAUGUGUGCUGGGGCAGUAUUGUGAUACGUAUAAGUAAUCAGCUAACUCGGAUGGAAACACUUCUCAUUGAAAUAAUUAGUUGUAAAUAUGGAAUGUUCUUAAAAUAAGUUUUUGUUAAGGGACAAAUAUUGUUUUAGACAGAAAAUACGGAUCAUUCUAUAGUUAAAAUUUUCCGAGCUGAUUUUUUGGGCUUAUACCAAAUCUGUUAAAAAACAAGCGGUUACUAACUGCUACAGAUUCCGUCACAAGUGAACGGGAAUAAGCCCAUUUAAAAAGCAAUUUUACCAUCCUAUUUAUAUGGUUCAAUUCAAGUAAAACCUCAUUCGGAGAUACCAAUACUAUACAAUACCUUUUGUUAACAGAUUAGGAGUUGAGCCCAAAAACUCAUUUCAGAAAAUAACAACUACUGGCGUAGAGUAUUUUCACAUCACGAUCUUAUUUCACUAUAAGUCUCGAGUGAUGCUAAACGCUCUACAAAAUAUUAAUUUAUCAAUCUUUGAUAUCUAUAGAAUAGAUAGAGUAAUUCGCCAACAACUGGCCGCCUAAUUUUUAGUUUAGGGUGGCCAAUUACUAACAGUGGCCAAUUACUGGCGAAUUACCCUAUUCGAAAGUUGAAUUUAGAUCAGAUGUGCAUAAUAAAUCAAUAUAGGUACAUACUUGAGAGCGUAAUUUCUAACCCAGAAGAAAUAGUUACUUUAUUUACAAGGAAAAGUUGUUGUUUGACCCAUCGCGCUAAUAUUGAUACCCAAGCAAGCGAUAAUUCUAAAACUGAACCACGAGCGCAGCGAGUGGUUCGAAAAAUUGAAUAUUGAGCCUUGUGCGUGUUUCAUGGCACGAGGACAUACUUGGCUACUGAGUUAAACAAAUUUUCACCACACCAGCAGCACAGAGAGCCUUUAUGAGCUGGUGUGGUGUUACAUAUGUUAAUUAUUACCGAAAUAAACCACGCAGCAGGUCUGUACAGGUAUCUUACUGUCCAAGCCCGAGUCACAGAUAUUUCGAGAUGCACUUUGACUACCGAGAACCCGCGUGGUAGGCACUCGUAAUGUUUGCUCAGAUGCCGGACAACCCGCCCAGCGGGUUGUUUUGUACGCAGAUAUAGACGACCGGUUUCUGGGGUAGUGCGCCGUUUUUUGCCCG
This is a messenger RNA of Cydia fagiglandana, 3192 nucleotides long. RefSeq names its product proton-coupled zinc antiporter SLC30A9, mitochondrial (gene ZnT49B). The transcript has 12 exons. The record is from RefSeq and is a predicted model, not a curated record. NCBI's taxonomy places the organism in Eukaryota, Metazoa, Arthropoda, Insecta, Lepidoptera, Tortricidae. Bases 220 to 1950 code for a protein of 576 amino acids. Gene Ontology annotation, cellular component: endoplasmic reticulum; membrane. Gene Ontology annotation, biological process: transmembrane transport; zinc ion transport; intracellular zinc ion homeostasis. Gene Ontology annotation, molecular function: monoatomic cation transmembrane transporter activity.